GUGGCGGACCCAGGUCGAAGAUGGCGGCGGUAGCUGGAUCUCGGGUUUCUGGGCUGCUGGGUCGUUCCCGCCUGCAGCUGAGUCGGUGUAUGUCCAGUGGCGCCCAUGGCGAGGAGGGCUCAGCUCGCAUGUGGAAGGCCCUCACCUACUUCGUGGCGCUCCCCGGGGUGGGAGUGAGCAUGCUGAAUGUCUUCCUGAAGUCGCACCACGGAGAGGAGGAGAGACCCGAGUUCGUGGCCUACCCCCAUCUCCGCAUCAGGUCCAAGCCCUUUCCCUGGGGAGAUGGUAACCAUACCCUAUUCCAUAACCCUCAUGUGAAUCCGCUUCCAACCGGCUAUGAAGACGAAUAAAGAGAACCUGGACCACUACCCAGUGGGGACCACAGCACUGGUUUGGACCAUUACUCUGCACGCAUGGACCAGAAAAGUAUAUGGGACCUUAAGCUCACCACUUUGUAUCCAGUGAUGACCAUUACACUUGAGGACCAUUACACUGAUCUUCCAUCCCUUUGCUUAUAGCAGGAGGAGAUGGCUUAAAUAAACAAUUAGUCAUGACCUGAGAGUUGCAUUCUUUGGU
Molecule: messenger RNA, 576 nt
Organism: Budorcas taxicolor (takin)
Lineage: Eukaryota; Metazoa; Chordata; Mammalia; Artiodactyla; Bovidae
Product: cytochrome c oxidase subunit 6A1, mitochondrial
Exons: 3
Coding region: 21-350 (109 amino acids)
Biological process (GO): mitochondrial electron transport, cytochrome c to oxygen
Cellular component (GO): mitochondrial inner membrane
Molecular function (GO): enzyme regulator activity
Source: RefSeq, a predicted model, not a curated record